Drosophila montana is the source of this 4372-nucleotide messenger RNA. It is a transcript of the gene 5-HT1A, whose product is annotated as 5-hydroxytryptamine (serotonin) receptor 1A. The transcript is spliced from 11 exons. NCBI's taxonomy places the organism in Eukaryota, Metazoa, Arthropoda, Insecta, Diptera, Drosophilidae. Gene Ontology annotation, biological process: adenylate cyclase-activating adrenergic receptor signaling pathway; G protein-coupled dopamine receptor signaling pathway. The record is from RefSeq and is a predicted model, not a curated record. Gene Ontology annotation, cellular component: plasma membrane. Gene Ontology annotation, molecular function: dopamine neurotransmitter receptor activity, coupled via Gs; G protein-coupled receptor activity. Bases 1089 to 3593 code for a protein of 834 amino acids.
UGCUGCCACUGCGACUGCGACAGCGACGCUUGCUGAAGCAGCGCGUUUUUGGGUGCGCUGGCGACGCUUGCUGCUGAUAAACAGUUUUCGUUUAUCAUCAGUUUGUCGAUGGCAACGCGCGCAACUGGACGUUCUUUCGCUUUCACCGAGACAUUUCACGUGUGGCCCCAAACAAGAAUUUCACUUCAUAUAUUCUGCAUGUGUGUGCGUGUCAGACUGUGUGUGUGUGUGUGAGUGUGUGUGCUGUAGGGGCAAACUUUAAACGGUUUUAUCAGUGCAGCAAGUGUUGAAUGUGCCGCAUUGUCAAUUGUUCCGGCUACAAAUUAUUAAUGCAAAAUUCGCCAAUCAUAAAAAUCAAAAAUCUUACAGAUACUUGUGUGUUUUUGUGGCAUGUACAGCGCGGCAGUUAAUAAAGGGACAGCAAAAGAGUCAGUAAAAUCUGCGCAAAUAAAUGUGGUUUAAUGCGGGGCAAUUGGCCCCCGACGCUCACCACAAAAUGAACAACAACAACAUGCAGAAACAAAAGCAACAAUAACAGAGCCAGAGCGGACAGAAGCUUGCGGAUGUCGCUUGCGGAUGUGAAAUUCACUUUGAGGAUAUGAAAAUAGCGCAUAAACGAGCCAUAACACAUGAGAGCAAACGGAAGAGCUUAAAAGGAGUAUACAAAAAAGAACGCAGACACAGGCAGCUGGCAAGUUGGCAGCAACAGCAAUCAACACACAAAGCAACACGGCCAGCCAAAAACAACAGCAGCAAAAGAAAGUGAAAGCUGAAAGCCGAAACUGUAAACGACGCUCCGUGUAAACACUCAAAAGCUCGUUAAGAGAAUACAUCCGGACAGAGCGUAUGAGUGAGUGCGUGUGUGUCCGUGUAUGUGUCACCAUGUACCGACGCCAGCGACGACGUCUGAGUAGCUCCAACUCUCGCCUCUGCCCGGCCAUUGCCAUUGCCAUUGCAUAGUCGCAUAGUCGCGCUUCCGUUUCCGUCUACGCUCACUCGCCUCAUUUCCGCUGUGGCUGCAAUUAAGCGAACUACCCGAGCCUCUUGCCAAGCCAAAAAUAAAUAAAAAUUCAACAACAACAACAACAAUGGCGCGCGCGACCAACUUUAAUGAUGCGCUGGACUACAUAUACAUAGCGAAUAGCAUGAAUGAUAAAGCCUUUCUCAUAGCCGAGCCGCGGCCCGAUGAUGACGCUGACGCGGAUGAGCAGGACGAGGAUUUUGGCGGCGGCGGCGGCGACAAUAACAACAACAAUCAUUACUACAACGAUGGCGGCGAUAGCGACUUUAUGAGCACAGCCGCUGUCGCUGGAUCCUUGGAGAGCAGCAGCACGCCCAGCUCAUCGCUGGCGACAGCAGCGCUGGCAGCGGCUGCGGCGAGCGCCUCGGUGGCCGCGGCGGCAGCGCGCAUAACCGCAAAGGCGGCGCAUCGGGCACUGGCCACCGGGGCGGCGGGCAGCAAAGCCAUCCAGCUGAUCGAUGUGAAUGGCAGCAAUGGAGCCGGCGGCGGGGCCAGCGGCGUUUCGGACAAUAACUAUACAAACGUGGCUGUGGGCCUGGGCGCCAUGCUGCUGAACGAAACACUGCUGCUGGAGGGCAAUGAGACGGGCCUGAGCAUUUUCGGCGAGCUGGUGAAUGGCAGCGGGCAGCAGCUGCUAAAUGCCAGCGCAGCGAUCAAUGUCACCGCCAGCAAAGUGGCCGAGGAUGACUUCACACAGCUGCUGCGCAUGGCGGUCACAACGGUGCUGCUGGGCCUGAUGAUACUCGUCACCAUAAUUGGCAACGUCUUUGUGAUAGCUGCCAUUAUACUGGAGCGAAAUCUACAGAAUGUGGCCAACUAUCUGGUGGCCUCCCUGGCCGUUGCUGAUCUGUUUGUGGCCUGCCUGGUGAUGCCAUUGGGCGCAGUCUAUGAGAUUAGCCAAGGCUGGAUACUUGGACCGGAGCUAUGCGACAUUUGGACAUCGUGCGAUGUACUCUGCUGCACUGCAUCCAUUCUGCAUCUGGUUGCCAUUGCCGUCGAUCGCUAUUGGGCGGUGACCAACAUUGAUUACAUCCAUUCACGCACCAGCAAUCGGGUCUUCAUGAUGAUCUUCUGCGUGUGGACGGCCUCGGUGAUUGUCUCAUUGGCGCCACAGUUUGGCUGGAAGGAUCCGGACUAUCUGCAGCGUAUCGAACAGCAGAAGUGCAUGGUCUCACAGGAUGUGGCCUACCAGGUAUUUGCCACCUGUUGCACUUUCUAUGUGCCACUGCUGGUCAUCUUGGCGCUCUACUGGAAAAUCUAUCAGACGGCUCGGAAACGCAUACAUCGCCGACGACCGCGACCUGUCGAUGUGACAGCCAACAAUAAUCAGCCCGCGACCAGCACCACAACAGAUACUAAACUUAAUCGUCUGCGGCUACGUCUUGGCAGAUUCUCAACGGCCAAGAAUAAGAGCGGUGCAGCGGCCGGCACCACAGCCCUGGGCCUGGUUGAGGGCAACUCCACGAACACGGUGAACACGGUCGAGGAUACCGAGUUCAGUAGCUCGAAUGUGGACAGCAAGAGUCGCGCCGGCAUCGAGGUGCCCAGCACAUCGGGCAGCCAAAUAGCCACCGUCUCGCACCUGGUGGCGCUGGCCAAUCAGCAGCACGCCAGCAUCAGCAGCAGCAGCAGCGCCAAGCAACCAAAAGCAGCAGCAGCUGGAGCUCAGCCAGUAAAUGUAACGGAAGCGGACAGCGAAGCGGAGCAGGAGGAUAACGAGCAGCAGCAGCAGCAGAACGAGCAGCAGCGGGAGGAGGAUGGGGAUGAGGCAGUGGCAACCGCAACCGCAACAUCAGCAGCAGGAGCAGCGGCAGCGGCAGCAACAACGCCGACGGGCAAGGCCAAUGGGAAUGGUGGCGCCGCGGUUGAAGUGCUCGAGGAUCCGCAGCUGCAACAGCAGUUGGAACAAAUGCAGCAGCUACAAAAAACUGUUAAAAUUGGCGGCAGCAACGGCGGCGGAGGCGCCAGCACAUCGAAUGCCACAACAAUUACAUCGAUAUCAGCAAUAUCGCCGCAAACACCAACAUCGCCAGCCAUUGGAACACAAGGGGCCGCCGUCGCCGCCGCCGCCGGACCGAUGACAGCAAAGACGAGCACGUUGACUAGCUGCAACCAGGCGCAUCCGUUGUGCAGCAAUUCGGCAAAUGCCUCCGGUGCGGUAACACCCGAACCGCGCACCAAACAUCAGCAGCAGCAUCAGCCGGGACAUCAUCCACACCCGGCGCCGCCGCAGCAGUUGUCGAGCAUAGCAAAUCCCAUGCAGAAGGUGAACAAGCGCAAGGAGACGCUGGAGGCGAAACGCGAAAGGAAAGCGGCCAAAACAUUGGCCAUCAUCACCGGCGCCUUUGUCGUCUGUUGGCUGCCAUUUUUUGUGAUGGCCCUGACGAUGCCGCUCUGCGCCGCCUGCCAGAUCAGCGACAGCGUCGCCUCCCUCUUCCUCUGGCUGGGCUACUUUAAUUCCACGCUGAAUCCGGUCAUCUAUACGAUAUUCAGCCCCGAGUUCCGACAGGCCUUCAAGCGCAUACUCUUUGGCGGCCACCGACCGGUGCAUUAUCGCAGCGGGAAACUCUAGAUAGUGCAUGCGAAGAGGCGAAGGCGUUUCUGCUAAGAGGGCGAGAGAUUUUGCCUCUUCGUUCAAAAUAAGAAGAAAGAGAAUACAAGGAGAAGGAGAUGAAGAAGAAGGAGAAGAAGAAGAAGAACACCAGGACUCACAAGAAGCAUGUAUACCAAGAAUGAUAUAGUAGCUAGAAGGCAGCGAACCAGAUAAAUAUAGAUAAAUAAAUAUAAAUACAAUAUAUAUAAAUAAAUAUAAAUACAAUAUAAGUGUAAAUAAGUUGAGCUAAAUGUGUUUAAAAUUUAAUGUUAAUUAUGCAAAUAAUUAAGACCUUUAAGGAACGAAGCAUUAAGAUUGUAAUUAGGCCAAGAAACUGUUGGAAACUGUGCUUUUUUUUGUGGUCAGAGAAAAAACGAAAGUUGAACAAACUGUGUAAUCAAAAUACGAAAUUGUUAUUAAUUAGCUAUGAUUAUUUAGAAUUAUUUAGUAAAUAAGCAACAAAUAAAAUUUCUAGCGAAAUUUACUUCCAAAAAAAAAAACUAUGCAACAAAACUUUCGAUUCGUGUACAUUUUAGAACUAAGUAAAUAAAUUUAAAUAUGCUAAAAAAUAUAGUUAAUAAAGCUUGGCAUAGGGCAUUUUGGAAUCGUUAUAACUGAACCCGAGCAUACUGAAUCUAUAUCUAUAUCUAUAUCUAUAUAUACCAUAUAUACGAUAUAGCAAAGCCCACUAGAGCGUUAUGUUAAGUGUGUAUAAAAUCAGUUAGAAUUUAAGUUAAAACUAAAAUAUUUGUUAACUA